UUUCGUGCAUUCGUAAAGAAACCAGCGAACAGUAAACAACCAAUCAACCAGAAGAGAAAAUUUCCGAAUUUUCGGGAAAAUCCUUUAAUUGUUAAAAUUGAAUUUGAUUGUUAUAACAACCUAACAAUCAGAAUUGUUAAGUGAGAUAAAGUUAACAAAACGUGCAACGAAAUACUAAAAAACUCUUUACGGUCAAAGUAGAACUAACAGAAAAACGGCCAACGUUUUUUUGGGAUUAGCCAAAGUGUUAAUUUUAAUAUCUAAAAUAUUUGUGUGUAACCCUUAAGUGAUUUUGCAAAUAAAUAUAAAGGAAUCUUGAAUAAAACGCAAUAGACUACUGCUAGUUCCCUUUGCUGCAUUUAUCUUACAUUUCCUGUUUUUUUCGUUGGCGUUGAUUAAUAAAGAACCCAAAAUAAAUACACAACUAAAAAACUUAUAAGAACAGCAAGUUUAUGCCCGUUCGAGUAAAACUGUUGUAAUUCGGCAGAAUACAUACACAUAAAAAGAGUGGAGAACAAAAAUAAAAACAUUCUAAUUUGAGUGUAUGUGUGUGUGUGUGUGAGUUUGGGUUUUGUCCGUUGGCAAAAAUUUCGCCAAUAUAAGCAAAACAGCGAAAUAAAGAGGAAAGGAACGCAACAGAGACCGAUUGCAGCAGCAGUGCAGUGCUUUUUAAUACAUAAAACACAAAGCAAAACGGCAACAAAAACAACAACAACCCAUUGCAUUUUUCCACCGCAAGCAUAAGUUAACCGGUUCUCUCGUUCCUCACUCUCAGUAAAACAAAAUCAACAACAAAACGAAAUAAAAAAAACUAUCUUCCGUUGCCAACAUCAUCGGGAUUGUAGUGUGUAUUUAAAAUUACUUUACAUUCACAAACCCACAAACAAAUACCGAAAAGAAGAUUUCAAUUGAAUGACCACAGUAUAUCAUUCCAGCCACCAAGUCUUAAGGCCUUAUUAAAAAACAAGUGUCAUCACUAUUGAAUCUGUGAAAUCGGUGAUCGCGGUAGAGUUCCUCAAAACUCCAAAAAAAAAAAACGAGCACAAAGUCUACCUUGACAUUAGCCAACAACUAGCAAACGCACCUGUUUAAACAAGUACAAUUUCCAAUCAUCAUAUUUACCUAAAAACUCAUCCCUCAUACACAACCAACCCAUCGACAAGUGUAGCCAACAAAAACCAUGGAAGUCGAAGCUGCCCCUAAUCAAAAUGGCUAUGCCAGUGCCGAGUCCCGUGAAAGCUCUGUGGAACGUGAGCUUAACGGCGACAUCAAAGCUGUCGAAUUGAAUGGUGGCACUGCCGCUGGUGGUUCCUCUCCCAAAGCUCAAAAUGGCCUCAUGAAGAAGCCCGCAAAUGUUGGCGAUAGCCAUGAUCUGCGUAUCAAAAAGAAAGCAAAACGUCUUAUACAGCGACAGAAUAGUCGUGGUGAAAGCAAUGGCGCCGUUGGAGGUUUGCCCGCGGCCAUAAAUGGCAGUGCCAAAGAUUAUGUUGUACCUCAACGCCGUUGGAAGAAUAGUCGUCGCUCUAGGUCCGGCUAUGGUCGCGGUCUGCCCAAAAAAGGUGGUGCCGGUGGCAAAGGUGUCUGGGGCCUGCCCGGCUCCGAAGCCUUGGAGGAGCUGUAUGAAGAUGAAAAUGAUCCCAACUACGACAGUGAGUCAAAUGAUCAGAAUGUUGUAUUAACGGAAGUCAUUCCGGAGCUAACUACAGAGAAGUUCUUCAAAUUGGCCGAGCCCAUUGUCUUGGAGUACUACGAGCAUGGUGAUACCCAUGAAGUGGCUGUUAAUUUUGAUGACAUUCUUACGGGUUUCUUGCGUCCAUAUGUUACUAGUGUUAUUGUAGAGAUUGCCUUGGAUCACAAAGAUUCACAGCGCGAAAUGACAUCGGUGUUGAUAUCCGAUUUAUAUGGUCGUGUUAUAACGGCCAAAGAUAUUGAGAAAGGUUUUGAGAUAUUGUUGGCAAAUCUGCCUGAUUUGACAUUGGAUACUCCAGAUGCGCCAAAUAUUGUGGGCAACUUUUUAGCUCGUGCCGUCGCUGACGAUUGUCUACCUCCUAAAUUUGUGACCAAACCAUCAGAACAUGCCGAAGUUAACGAGCAUGCUAUGACGGCCAUACGACGCGCCGAUACCCUAUUGCACAUGAAACAGGGUUGGGCCCAUUUGGACAAUGUCUGGGGCAUGGGUGGUCCUCUGCGGCCUGUCAAAACCAUUACCAAGCAAAUGACUUUGCUAUUGAAAGAGUAUUUAUCAUCACGUGAUAUACAAGAGGCCCACCGCUGUCUGCGAGAACUGGAGGUGCCACAUUUCCAUCAUGAACUCGUCUAUGAGGCGGUGGUUAUGACCUUAGAGUCAAUAUCACAAACAACAGAAGAAGCAAUGUGUGCAUUAUUGUCAUCAUUGGAUAAAGCUUGUUUGGUACUUCCAGCUGGCAUGGAACAGGGUUUCCUACGAGUUUUUGAUGAUAUGGCUGACAUAGUCUUGGACGUGCCACUUGCUUAUAUUAUAUUAGAUCGUUUCGUGGAGCGUUGCAAUCGUGCUGGCUUUAUAACAGAUAAGAUAUUAAGUAACAUGCCCUCUAGAGGACGUAAACGUUUUGUCUCCGAAGGAGACGGUGGCCACAUUAAACCACCAACUAUUCCAAUUCGUGACUAAAUUUUCAAGUCUACCAACAUUCGAAUACUGUAAACAUCUUUUUUCCACAAAAAAAAAAACAA
Molecule: messenger RNA, 2709 nt
Organism: Stomoxys calcitrans (stable fly)
Lineage: Eukaryota; Metazoa; Arthropoda; Insecta; Diptera; Muscidae
Gene: Pdcd4
Product: programmed cell death protein 4
Exons: 5
Coding region: 1181-2647 (488 amino acids)
Biological process (GO): negative regulation of DNA-templated transcription
Cellular component (GO): nucleus; cytosol
Source: RefSeq, a predicted model, not a curated record